Messenger RNA from Salvia splendens (bonfire salvia), 1929 nucleotides. RefSeq names its product RNA polymerase sigma factor sigF, chloroplastic. The record is from RefSeq and is a predicted model, not a curated record. Gene Ontology annotation, biological process: DNA-templated transcription initiation; regulation of DNA-templated transcription. Lineage: Eukaryota; Viridiplantae; Streptophyta; Magnoliopsida; Lamiales; Lamiaceae. Bases 159 to 1805 code for a protein of 548 amino acids. The transcript is spliced from 9 exons. Gene Ontology annotation, molecular function: DNA-binding transcription factor activity.
UAAGGGAAGGGGUUUAUCUCUGUUAUCACUCUCACCCUCCUCCUCAUUUGCUUCAUUCAUGGACAAUAUUUCUGCAGCUAACUAAACUGAAAAAAUACCUUCUUUUUCGGUUUCUUUAUUCAUGUUUACUUACAAUUUUCAAUCACUAAAGUUGGUAUAUGGAGGCAGGAAGGAGCUUGGUUUCUUCUCCACUUCAAUUUACUCACAGAACCCAUCUCAGGAACCGUUCCCCCUCCUCUUCAGUUUUGCUGCUGCAUGAACAAGUAACCCCAGCUCUUACCUCUCCGUCAACUACAGUUCUUAUUCAGAAUCAGCGCAAUGAUAGCAGGUCAUUGCUAUGUUUAAAAGAAAACGCAUUUCAGAAAACACUUGAUAGGCAACUUGGACAUGUAUCUUCAUCUCAUGAUGGAAGUGACGAUGUUGAUCCUAAUCAGCAUGAAAAUGACAUUGAGAUCCAGUUGCUACGCAGGCCAGAAUUAUGGUAUUUAUUGGCAUCCUUACAGAAAAGGGACACUUCAUUUCCUUUGACAUCUGAUUCCAAUACAAGUAAAAGCAUAGAUUCAACUGUCUUAGAAGCCGAUCAUGUUGUUUCACUUGCAAGAGAAGCCUUUUCAGCAUGCAAAAAGGCAAUGUCAAUUGCUAAACAAGCAAAAUUUUUUGAAGUUGAUGUUUACGAUUCUUGUAGUUUAAGAGGUUUGGUCGGUGAUCCUAUGCGCAGAACUGUGAGGUCUACUCGUUUGCUGGAGAGGAAAACAAAGAAGAGGAGGGUACCUAAGCCAAAAGUUGAGUUUCAGGAGACUAAUCAUCACAGGAAACCAGGAUCACAUAAAAAGGUUGAUACUAGAUUUGAUCCCAACGAUCCUCUUAGGCUCUUUCUAGGGGGACCGGAAACAACAGAACUUUUGACUGCAACAGAAGAGGCAGAGUUAAUAACUAAGAUACAGGAUUUAAUGAAAUUGCAAGAAGUGAAAACUCGACUUCAUGCUCAGUCCUCCAGUGAACCUACAAUAGUGGAGUGGGCAGCAGCUGCUGGGAUUAGUUGUCGGUACUUGAAGUUGCAGAUUCACAUUGGAACCAGCAGUCGACAAAAGUUAAUCUAUGCCAAUUUCCGCAUGGUUGUUCACAUUGCUAAGAAGUACCAAGGGCGUGGGCUUAACCUUCAGGAUCUCAUGCAGGAGGGAAGCUUGGGUCUAAUGAAGAGUGUAGAGAAAUUCAAGCCUCAAGCGGGUUGCAGAUUUGCUACUUAUGCAUAUUGGUGGAUAAGGCAAUCGAUUAGGAAAGCGCUAUUUCAGCAUUCGAGGACAAUCCGCCUACCAGAGAAUGUUUAUGGCCUUCUCUCGAAGGUGUACGAAGCGAAGAAAACAUGCAUCCAACAAGGCAACCACACCCCUUCUAGAGAAGACAUAGCAGCAUGUGCUGGAAUAUCGGUCGAGAGAAUGGAGAAAUUGCUAUCCAGUGCUAGAGUGCCUCUUUCCAUGCAACAGCCCGUGUGGAUGGACCAAACUACCACAUUUCAGGAAAUCACUGCAGACACUACUAUUGAUGUCCCGGAUGUGGGCGUAUCGAAGCAGCUGAUGAGGCAACAUGUUCGGAAUCUCUUGAGUGUGCUCAACCCUAGGGAGAGGAAGAUCAUCCGGUCCAGAUUUGGCAUCAAAGAUGGAAAUCAGAAAACCCUGUCUGAAAUUGGAGCCGGAUUUGGAUUAUCGAAGGAGAGAGUUAGACAACUGGAGAGUCGAGCACUGUACAAGCUCAGACAGUGUCUAAACAGCCACGGGCUUGAAGCUUAUACAGAUAUGCUCAUCUAGUCUGCAUAUAUAUUCUGUUUGAAGGGCUGUGUAUUAUAUUUGCUCACAAUGUGGCAGUCCUGCUUAUGAAUGUACAUAAAAAUUGCCACUUUUUUUAAUCUUCAUUACUUUUUCCCCCUCAAAA